CCGGAUGACAACAGCCUUUUUCUUUUAGUUUCGUAUGUAUCUGCCAGUCCGAAUCUCCAGUCCAAAAGUUGCGUUGGGUCAUGGCAUUCUGCCAAACCCAAAUUUCACAGCUGGCUUGGUUAGGCCCGGGUGUGACCUGAAAUUCCUUCAAUUGCCUUCGUUGAUAGGCUAUGUAAUAGUGAUUGUACAGCUCUUUCCCGAACCAUUCUCUGCAACAUUUUCUCCAGUGUCCAACCAGAAGGUCAUGUUGAUCAAGGAAAAAGUGGCUCAACUUCAAUCAGCAGAUUAUAUCGCUCCGAGUCACGGUGACACACCGCAACAACAUCUAACGCGCGACCCUUUCUUGCCCCCAAGACAUAACAUGAAGCAGUGUUCACAAAACCGAGUCAAGCUUGCCUUUUCAAUCUUGAGACCCAAGAGCUCCACCUGGAUUGUCACAGCAGAGAUACUGAACAGUGAAUACACUAGGUGCUGUUGUGGAUGCUGUGUACGCUCUGGUAUGACUCGGAAUCCGUCCGUGCAAGCAGAAGAGGGCUUCUCGCCCUGCCUCCUCGAUGCUAUCAACACGACUUCCGCAUCGUCUGUCCUGCCAUCGAUAGUGCCCCCUUUACAUGAAACUCAGAUUUACAACGUGUCUGGUUCUCGUAUCAAGCCUAUCUCGUGUCUGUGCUCUUCUCACGCAGGAAAGAGACUGACAAUGGUAGGUAAUACCGCUUCCACAACCUCCUCGAUCACCAGAAGAAGUUCGAAGGGAAACGAUUUCUAUGCCUCAGGAAGGAGUUCUGUACCCACCAUUAUCUAUGCUCACGGGUCGCCCGCAACAAUCAUCCUUAGAGAGGAGCUUAUGGGUUAUAUCUGUUUGCCACUUGUCGAAGAGCUCGUGCAAACUGAUUCGUCGCUGGGUAUUCCCUCCCAUACAUCCAUGCCUUCAGUGGCUUAAGACCUUCGCGAAACGUAUUGGCAAGCUUCAGCAAGGAAAGCUGACAUUCUUAUACUGGGAAGGAGACCGUUUAGCGCAUCUCCCUCGACGUACACGGGGGGCUGGUC
Suillus subaureus is the source of this 1047-nucleotide messenger RNA. RefSeq lists its product as uncharacterized. NCBI's taxonomy places the organism in Eukaryota, Fungi, Basidiomycota, Agaricomycetes, Boletales, Suillaceae. The transcript is spliced from 4 exons. The coding region runs from base 35 to 940 and encodes 301 amino acids. The record is from RefSeq and is a predicted model, not a curated record.